UCUCCUCUCCUGUUCUCUGUGCGCUAAGACUCCCAGUCGCAGCCGGGGCGCAUGUCUUGACCGGUUUGGCAUACACCAUGAACCAGCCACAUUUCUGAAGGAGAGAACGAAUUUGCAGCUACGACAUCGUGCUAAGGAGUCCGCACAGGUACCGCGAUGGUGGUGAGCACCUCACAGGCGACCACAUCACGCCGGUUUGUUUACUAUGUGCUGAGAGAGACCGAGAUCAACUCCGUGUGCUUUUGACACACCACGGGAGGAUUCUUUCAUUGCCAGUCCAAGCAAGCACUGACCUCUCCUUACAGCAUGAUGCCGGCUUCUCCAAGCUGUGCGGUCUCCUUCCAAAGUCCUCCUGCCAUCUUCGGAUCUCCCCAACGCGACAUCAGCACACUGAGCUCUCUCGAGCAGACGAUUUGAUGCGCCGCUUUGCCUACUGCAAGGUGGUCUUGACCACAUCUUUGGUCUGGGUGCUGGUGGACGUCUUCUUGUUGCUCUAUUUCAGCGAAUGUAACAAAUGUGACGACAGGAAGGACCGCUCGCUGCUUCCCGCCCUCCGCGCCGCCAUCUCCCGUAGCCACGAGGGCCCCGGCGAGAUGGGCAAGUCUGUGAACAUCCCCAAGGAGGAGCACGAGAAGAUGAAGGAGCUCUUUAAGAUCAACCAGUUCAACCUGAUGGCCAGCGAUAUGAUUGCACUCAACAGGAGCUUGCCGGAUGUGCGCUUAAAUGGCUGCAAGACCAAAGUGUAUCCGGACCACCUGCCCAACACCAGCAUCGUCAUCGUAUUCCACAACGAGGCAUGGAGCACCUUGCUGCGGACCGUCCUCAGCGUCAUCAAUCGCUCUCCCAGACACUUGCUUGUGGAAAUUGUGCUGGUGGAUGACUUCAGUGAGCGAGAUUUCUUAGGGAAAAAGUUAGAGGACUACGUUCGGAGCCUUGAGGUGCCAGUGAAGAUCCUGAGGAUGGAGGAGCGUUCGGGUCUCAUCCGAGCCAGGUUGAGAGGGGCAGCUGCCACCAAAGGGCAGGUCAUCACCUUCCUGGAUGCCCACUGCGAGUGUACAGUGGGGUGGCUGGAACCCUUGCUGGCCCGCAUCAAAGAGGACAGGACAGCCGUGGUGUGCCCCAUCAUCGACGUCAUCAGCGACGAAACCUUUGAAUACAUGGCAGGCUCGGACAUGACCUACGGCGGGUUCAACUGGAAGCUGAAUUUCCGCUGGUACCCGGUUCCCCAGCGGGAGAUGGAUCGACGCAAGGGCGACAGAACGCUUCCCGUCAGGACGCCCACCAUGGCGGGAGGGCUCUUCUCCAUCGACAAAACAUACUUUGAAGAAAUAGGAAGUUACGAUCCAGGGAUGGACAUCUGGGGUGGAGAGAACCUGGAGAUGUCUUUCAGGAUCUGGCAGUGUGGCGGUUCCUUGGAGAUUGUCACGUGUUCCCACGUCGGCCAUGUUUUCCGGAAGGCUACUCCUUACAGUUUCCCCGGAGGAACGGGCCAAGUCAUCAACAAAAACAACAGGCGGCUGGCAGAAGUCUGGAUGGAUGAUUUCAAAGAUUUCUUCUAUAUCAUAUCACCAGGGGUGAUGCGCGUCAACUACGGCGACGUCUCUUCCCGCAAAUCUCUCCGCGUAGCCUUGAAGUGCAGACCCUUUUCCUGGUAUCUGGAGAACAUCUACCCGGAUUCCCAGAUCCCGAGAAGAUAUUACUCGCUUGGAGAAAUCAGGAAUGUUGAGACCAACCAGUGCGUAGACAACAUGGGAAGAAAGGAGAACGAGAAAGUUGGCUUCUUCAACUGCCACGGCAUGGGCGGCAACCAGGUGUUCUCAUACACGGCGGACAAAGAAAUCCGGACGGACGACCUCUGCUUGGACGUGUCCCGCCUCAACGGGCCUGUCGUCAUGCUCAAGUGUCACCACAUGAAGGGCAAUCAAAUGUUUCAGUAUGAUGCCGAGUAUAAUGGCAAAUGGGAAUAUGAUUUUGAGAAGCACACCUUUCUCCACAUUAUCACCCAGUCGUGUCUGACCAUCAGCCGCCUCGAGGACGGCACCUUGGGCCCCACGGUGGAGUACUGUAACAACAGUCCCCUUCAGGCCUGGAUCCUGCACAACUUCACACGGGUGGAGGUCGCUAGACGCCUUUACUUCAAUCCCACUGAUUAUUUUCUUUAAGCUUCGGCCUGCUCUGGACGGCUCUCGAGAGACUCACCCUGCUGCAUGUGAACAGCAACCAGUGUCUGGACAUGCCCUUGGAGGAGGACAAGAUGGUCCCCACUCUGAGGGACUGCAACGGAAGCCGCUCGCAGCAGUGGUUGCUCCGCAACAUGACCCUGAGUCUAUGAUUCCUCCGCCGCCCG
Hippocampus zosterae (dwarf seahorse) is the source of this 2347-nucleotide messenger RNA. It is a transcript of the gene galnt13, whose product is annotated as UDP-N-acetyl-alpha-D-galactosamine:polypeptide N-acetylgalactosaminyltransferase 13. Gene Ontology annotation, cellular component: Golgi apparatus. The transcript has 14 exons. NCBI's taxonomy places the organism in Eukaryota, Metazoa, Chordata, Actinopteri, Syngnathiformes, Syngnathidae. Bases 417 to 2162 code for a protein of 581 amino acids. The record is from RefSeq and is a predicted model, not a curated record.